AUGGAUCCAUUUUUCAUACCACCCGUUUAUCCUCCUCUUCCUGUCCGCCCUAUUCCUCCUCCGCCGCCGCCGCCGCCACCACAACCACCUCCCUUGUCUGAUUCAUGCGCUUCCAUGCAACUACAUGAAAAUACAUCUGAUGGGCCUUAUCACGAAGACCGAAAAAUCCGCUAUCCAUCACCACAGGACACAAGAUGUACAUCUCCAGCUGUCGCUCUAAUACAGCCCGGUCCGACCAAGCCCAGAAUCCCCUCAAUCUGGUUCCGUGUUGCGGGAUUAGUCGCGUUCGUCGUUGUCAAGUUAUUGGGAGUCAGACGUCGCGCAAAACGUCACAAGAUAUGGGAAUUAAGGCGUGUCAUGGCUGCGAGACGAGAGGAGUUGCGCAGCCUUCGCCGCGAGAAAGAUCUGGCAGACAAUGGCUUCAUGCAAGCUGUUCGAGAACGCUUGAUCACUGAAGGAGAGUUCGUGAUCUUGCCAGUCAAAGAGAUCCAACAGCAUUUCGAGCGAAUGCAAGCAGCACGAAACGUCUAUUGUUCUGCCGAGUUGGCCUACGAAGCAAUGGAGCAAGAACUUGAGACGGAAGAGCAGGAGCUAACGAGAAUGGAGACGAGUCUUCCAGCCUUACAUGGAGAUCCAUUGGCGAGGCAUCCAACUGCAGUACAAGGUGAUAAUAGUUUGAACGACCAAGCCCAAGAGGAGAACUCAAGCGCAAAAGACCAGUCAUCACUUCGCACCCCGGACAUCCUACUUGGGAUCUCCGCUGAACUGGAAGAUGAUAUACAUCCCCUUUAUGGUCAGCUCCUAGAUGCUGCUGCGAAACUCAACUCUGCAGAGGACUUCUGUGAAGAAAUUGAGGUCGACCGCGAGCGACUUUUGUCCGAUCUGGAACGGCAGUUCCUCUUGCGGAAGCACUUGACAGGAGACAAUGUUACUGACGACGACUUAAAGUCUUUCCGAUCAUCACUGGUCAAUAUUCCUGAUACGAUGAAGGAGUUCGAGGCACGCUUUGGACUGUCAAUCAAUCAGGGAGAUUACGAGUUCCUCCGCGACUAUGAGAGUUUGGCCAAGGAAGCACGCGAAAAGGUCGACCAAGCAUCACGACGCCUCACAUACCUUCGGGAACUGUGCUUGAGUAAAGGAGUGAUGCGCAAACAUCCCACAUUCCAAGAGGAGGUUGCCAUAUUUUCAAACGUUCCUGACUGGUCCCCACAUCCAGAUGACGGCAUGAUUGACAUUGGACCAACACACCAUCUUCUUCACUCCCAUCUUCAGCGUGCUCAACCUGCUCACGACCCUUUCAAAACGUCUCCUGGUUCUGUUAAACCAAGCGCACUUGCUCAUCCGCUGUUCUCAAUCCUCAUGUCAAAUCCCACCUAUAUCCUCCAACUCCUUUCCCCCAUCAAGGCAUUAGCACGAGUGCUAGCGCUGCCCAAAACAGAUCCAACCACGGCACAACUUCGUGCUGAGUGCAUGAAAGAAAUUGGUAUUUUGAAGCUGAUGAAGGCUUCCGUUAAAAACAAAGUUGACUUUGUCAACCAAUGGUUGAUGCACCGUGUACGUACCUGCCGUCUUGAGUGCAUGGUGCUGCUUGCCACAACCCAGCUUGUUUUUCAAAAAGCCAGCAGACGCCUAACUAAUCUACGACGCUGGCAAGAGGAGGUGUUAUACUGGUGGCCUAAAGACGGUGCCGCACAUGGCAGCUAUUGGGAUGAAUGGCAUGGUAGUCUCCCUGUCAGCUCUGACAGUCAGGAGCAGAGUGUCAAGAGCUGCAUGGAAAAUAACAGCGUGGGCAUGCCUGAAAAGGAUAAAAGGACGGAUGAUGGGACCAUUACCUACGACUCACUACUCAGUUCGUUCAUGGCAUUAAGCUCUGCCAUCCAGGUGGAACGGACAGAGGAAAGGGCGGACGAUGUCCCAACAGCCAUACCAUCUCCGACAGACCCAAAUCAUUCUGGGGAUAGAAGGGUGGCUGACAACUCAUCUCCGAGUUCAGUUAUGGCAUCACCGAUUGCCAUCCGUGAAGAACAGACAAAUGUGAGCACAGAACAUGCACUUACUUCGGGACAUACGCAUCACAACGACAAUGACAGAAACGUAACCAACAGUUCUCCUGCGAGUUCAGUUAAGCCGCCACAUCCUGUCAUUCAGGACGAAGAACGCACAGAGAUUACAGCGCAGCAUGUUGAGACACCUGCAGCAGCGGUGGGAAAUCUCCAAAACGAGCUAUCCGGUACCGAGAAUGGGUAUUCAGAUGUGGGAAGCUCCAUCAAAAAGACAAACCCCGACGCUGAUCAGCAUCAAGGGAUAGCGGGCCGCCAUGGUCAACACAACCCUCCGCCCGAUUUCCAUUUAAGAAAACUAUGGAGAUCGGUUGCUCGGAUAGUGAGGAGUGCUUUCCAAAACUGA
Messenger RNA from Thermochaetoides thermophila DSM 1495, 2406 nucleotides. RefSeq lists its product as uncharacterized. Lineage: Eukaryota; Fungi; Ascomycota; Sordariomycetes; Sordariales; Chaetomiaceae. The coding region runs from base 1 to 2406 and encodes 801 amino acids. The record is from RefSeq and is a predicted model, not a curated record. The transcript has a single exon.